Messenger RNA from Exophiala xenobiotica, 1603 nucleotides. RefSeq lists its product as uncharacterized. Gene Ontology annotation, cellular component: nucleus. Gene Ontology annotation, biological process: positive regulation of transcription by RNA polymerase II. The record is from RefSeq and is a predicted model, not a curated record. The coding region runs from base 16 to 1488 and encodes 490 amino acids. The transcript has 2 exons. NCBI's taxonomy places the organism in Eukaryota, Fungi, Ascomycota, Eurotiomycetes, Chaetothyriales, Herpotrichiellaceae. Gene Ontology annotation, molecular function: zinc ion binding; sequence-specific DNA binding; DNA-binding transcription factor activity, RNA polymerase II-specific.
GAGAUUCCGAUCUACAUGGCGGGCGACACGGCAACACAGCUGGUCGAGAUCUUUGGUACAUACCCAGUCUCAAAGACCUUCGCGGUGACCGACAAUGUUCCCGAUCUGCAAGAGACGGAAGUCCCCGCAUACAGCGCUGCUUUCGACGUUGAUCCUACAGCGAGAAGACACACUGCUUGCGAUGAGUGCAGAAAGCGCAAGCUGAAAUGCUCGGGCGACCCGACAGGCUGCGAACGAUGCCUCAAACAGAACCUCACAUGCCACUACUCGGUGCAGUCGAAGAUGGGACGUCCAAGAAAGAGGCAGAAGAUGGAUGAAUCUCCCGAGGACAAGGAGCAACCUGCACCGAAACAACAGCAGCCCCUGUCAUGCGGUCAGCCCGGCGUCAAGCCACAUCACAAGCAGUGCCAGAAAGCCAUUGCAAGAACCGAGUUCGAGAACGUCUGCAAUGGUCCUAUCUCCCAAUCUAUACGGCGGUCAGCGGCCGUCAGCAAUACUUCAAAUUCGACCUCUCAAGGCUCCAGCAGUACUCCGCCGCACGACGCUCCCCGUACCCCUCGCGAUGGCGACCUGGUAUCGAAUGUAUCGUAUCCAACCGACGUGGCCCUUUGGCCCGACUUCUCCGACAUGACCAUGCUCCCCGUCCCGGUACAAGAGAGCCAUGAAUAUGAGGAGAACAAUGCCUCUAUUGACCUCCCAAAUCCUGCCAUUGACCCAUAUCUCGCGGCCCAGCAUCACAAUCUCGAUCCUAACCAAGCUUACCUAUCUCAAUUACCCGCAACACCGGACUGUCCAUGUCUACCGAACCUAUAUCUCACGUUAUCUACACUUUCAACACUGUCUGCCUUCCCCGUCUCCUCAGGCACGAUCGACACCCUCUUAAGCGCCCACCGCACCGGCCGCAGCGUGAUAUAUUGCAAUAUCUGCCCACAGAAAUUCCAGACCGGCUCACAGAACGUGAUGCUGAGUAGCAUGCUCAUCACCGUGCUAGCAGACCACUGGCACAGAGUGAAAAAGGCGACCGCAAUAGACCUUCGAAACGGUUUCACGGACGACAAGAACAACACUGCAGUGAUCGAUGUCGAUUCAAACAUGACAAUUCGGCAAGAGUUGGAAUGGCGAACUUUCGGCUACAAGCUCGUCCGAGCAUGCGUGUUCAAUGAUGCCCCUGUCCCAAGCCCGCCAGGGUCGAAUAGGCCCGUCAGCUCGCCGUCCCCGUACACACUGUCCGACUUAUGCUGUGCGCUCGAACGUCGGCAGAAACAGUGGCAUGGUAUAGAGACCGAGACGGGUGAAUUUCCCGAACGUAUGACCACCGAUCUCGCUCGAGGGCACACGUUAGGUAUGACCCUGGAGGAGAUUAGGGAAUGUGAAGAGCAUGCGAGGACACAGGGGGACGAUGGGCUGCUGUGUUUGAGGAUUGUGAAGCAUGCCAGGAUGAUCAUGCGGAGUCUCGAUGGUGGUCCGCCGAGGCUGGGUGAUUCAUGAAACCCAUAUCAGAGGGCGCAUCACGACAUCACGUCCUUUUUGAGGCGUUUAAUACCUUGACGACGAAAUUCCAAAAUACCCCUAUAUUGUUGAGAAUAUAAUUGCUUUUCUUCGA